Molecule: messenger RNA, 1345 nt
Organism: Paramacrobiotus metropolitanus
Lineage: Eukaryota; Metazoa; Tardigrada; Eutardigrada; Parachela; Macrobiotidae
Exons: 2
Coding region: 127-1077 (316 amino acids)
Molecular function (GO): protein binding
Source: RefSeq, a predicted model, not a curated record
AGCGCCGGCGAGAAAGACCAACAGGAUGGCUUCGAUACCAAGUCCUUUAAAGGAACCAGGAAGCGCAAACACUCCGCAGAUGCUGCCCCGAGUACCAGAGAUUCAGGUGUAGAUCACAGUUUGGAAAUGGGAGGCCUAAUUCCGACGGAGACCCAUCUUCUGCGCCAGAUCUUCCAGUCUCUGGAUAGUGUCAGCCGUUUGAAACUACGCCGUGUGUGUCCCCUGUGGAAUUCCGUCUUGAGCGACGCAGACAGCGGUAAAACCGUCCAAAUAUCCUUCACGGCCAACCCGUUCUUCCCCAUGGAUUCGGAGAAUUCCGCGAAUGUGUACGGCGUUCUGGGUGGUAUGCUCAAGUGCAUCGCUAAUUCAACGGAGCGCCUGAUCGUCCAGCACAUACCCCGCGCCAACGAUGAAGGCGUUUUGCCGAUCAUUGGUUGGAUGCUGCGGGAUACGCGCAUCAAACAGCUCAUCUUCCACCACGGAGAAGUCAUCUGGGAGGAAUAUGUCCUGAAGGAAGACGCUGCUUGGGGUGGGCGGGUGGCUAUGUGGGAUGGUAGCGCCCAUAAGGGUAUCCGGCGUCUGGUGGCGGCGUUGCAGGGCUUGGCGCCGGUCUGUGCUGAACUGCGGUUGUAUCGGUGCGAAUUCAGUAUCAGCGACCAGAUGACGGGAGUUAUUCCCCAUGCGACGAUCAGGCUGGAUGCGCUGGAUAUGGAAGCGCAAUUCUGGGAUCUCUAUGAGGUUCAUCUAUCGCGCGAGGAAGUGGAUGUGGAGAAAGUGGCCGAGUGGAUUCGCAGUGGGUCGAAAGAACUGCGCAAACAGGUUGCUCAGUGUCUGAAUAACUGGCAAAGUCUUGAUCCGCGAUCGACGACGCAGUAUCGCGACCGCGAGUGGACGGAGGAGAAUCUGGAAUCUCUGGAUGUAUCCAAGUUGACCAACUUGACGCUGCGGGCUAUGAAAGAAAUUCACUCGGAAGAUUUGGAAUGUUCUGAUGAAGAGGAUAAUUCCAGUUGGAAAGAUUUCAGGAAGAGGUAUUUGGAAGCUGGAGAUAACGAUGAAUCUAGUGAAGAUGAUGAAUAAUUCCAGCUGACGUGUCAAAAACCUAACGGUUCUUUAGUCUUUGCCGCAACUGAACUAACAGUAAAUGAUUUACUUUUUGCUUAAGUUGUCCGUAAAAGGUUCAUGGGCUACAUGGUUAUAUGCCGGACGCCUGGGAUUUUCGCUAAUGUUUUUGUACUGCAACAGACAUAAUUACUACGUUCGGCUUAAACAUGAUAAAUGCUUACUUUAGGCUUACUUUAGUUACUACCCCACGCUAAACUGUUGAUUUGGCCAGAUAUGAAAUGCA